Messenger RNA from Monoraphidium neglectum, 258 nucleotides. RefSeq lists its product as hypothetical. Bases 1 to 258 code for a protein of 85 amino acids. The record is from RefSeq and is a predicted model, not a curated record. The transcript is spliced from 2 exons. Lineage: Eukaryota; Viridiplantae; Chlorophyta; Chlorophyceae; Sphaeropleales; Selenastraceae.
AUGGCGGGCGAGGGCUACUCCAUCAUCCCGAUAUCUGGGGAGCACCAGCUGGCCUACGGCUGCAACGUGCUCAACCUCGGCGGCAGCCGCAUCAUCAGCGUGCACGCGGCGAGCGCGCGGCAGAUCGUCAAGCACCCGGGGUUCAAGGGGGACGUGCGGGUCAUCGACUUCAGCAGCAUCACCAGUAUGUAUGGCUCUGUGCACUGCGCCAGCCAGGUGGUGCAGCGCAUUCCAAAGCGAUUUGCACAGAGGAAGUAA